This is a messenger RNA of Vigna angularis (adzuki bean), 1198 nucleotides long. Its product is annotated as peroxidase 51. NCBI's taxonomy places the organism in Eukaryota, Viridiplantae, Streptophyta, Magnoliopsida, Fabales, Fabaceae. The record is from RefSeq and is a predicted model, not a curated record. Bases 118 to 1104 code for a protein of 328 amino acids. Gene Ontology annotation, molecular function: heme binding; peroxidase activity. The transcript has 4 exons. Gene Ontology annotation, biological process: response to oxidative stress; hydrogen peroxide catabolic process.
UGUACUAAUAUAUUCCCCUCACUCCCCUUCCACUUUUGCACUCAACUCAAGCCAUCAUUCACAAUCGAUCUCCCUCUCUGCAUUUUCUAUUUCUCCUUUAUCUGCAAAUAGCAGCAAAUGGCUCGGCUUAACCUCAUCCUUGUCUGGUUAUUUUUCUCCACUCUCUGUCUUUAUUAUUGUCCUUCCUCUGCUCAGCUUAGUCGACACCACUACGCAAAAACAUGCCCCAAUGUCGAAAACAUCGUCAGAGAAGCAGUUAAAAAGAAAUUUCAUCAAACAUUCGUCACGGUCCCUGCUACCCUCCGUCUCUUCUUCCACGAUUGCUUCGUGCAGGGUUGUGAUGCUUCGGUUUUGGUUGCGUCCACGGGAAACAACAAAGCAGAGAAGGAUCACCCUGAUAAUCUUUCACUUGCCGGAGAUGGGUUUGACACGGUGAUUAAGGCAAAAGCAGCAGUGGAUGCAGUUCCGCUGUGUAGGAACAAAGUUUCGUGUGCUGAUAUUUUAGCCAUGGCAACACGAGAUGUUAUUGCACUGGCUGGUGGGCCUUUCUACGAAGUUGAAUUGGGAAGAUUUGACGGGCUAAGAUCUAAAGCUUCAGACGUAAACGGGAGGCUGCCUCAGCCAGAGUUCACCUUGAACCAGCUCAAUUCACUGUUUGCGGCGAACGGUCUCACCCAGACAGAAAUGGUAGCCCUUUCAGGUGCGCACACUGUGGGAUUCUCCCAUUGCAACAAGUUCUCAAAGAGAGUGUAUAAUUUCAAGAGCAAAAGUGGAGUGGACCCUGCACUGAACGAGAAAUACGCAUCACAGCUAAAGUCAAUGUGCCCAAGGAAUGUGGAUCCAAGGAUUGCCAUCGAUAUGGACCCAACCACACCACGAGCAUUCGACAAUGUUUACUACAGAAAUCUUCAGCAAGGGAAGGGCCUCUUCACCUCUGACCAAGUUCUCUUCACGGAUUCAAGGUCCAAGGCCACCGUCAAUGCUUUUGCCAGUAGCAGCAAAAUCUUCCGUGCCAAUUUCGCCGCUGCCAUGACCAAAUUGGGUCGAGUCGGAGUAAAAAAUGCACAGAAUGGCAACAUUCGUACAGAUUGUUCAGUCAUCUAAUUUUCCACAAACAACACAUCCUCAGGGAUUCGUUGUGUAUAUUAGGUUUCCUUUAUGUUUAAAAUAACAAGUAUUGAAAGAAUUUAAUUUAUCA